This is a messenger RNA of Paramecium octaurelia, 602 nucleotides long. The record is from the annotation of a GenBank genome assembly. NCBI's taxonomy places the organism in Eukaryota, Ciliophora, Oligohymenophorea, Peniculida, Parameciidae.
UCUCCUGAAGUAGCUACUAUUCGAUAAUGAGUUGCAAUAGAUUCAUCAGAGCAAUCAAUGAACAAAAAUAAUUAAUAAAGCUUUUUGAAGUAUUUCAAAGCCAAAGCAAAUAGAAAUGCUGUUGAAAUAGAUAAGAGAAUCUAGUUAACAAUGUAUUGAUACUGCCAAGAAGAUUCUUACUUUGCUUAUUCUGAUUGGCUGAAUUUAGGAUAGGGGGUGUUGCCCUUCAACAAAUGAGUUUGAGACUGGAAAUGGCAUUGAAAUGUACGAUUGACCAAAUAAUUAGGUUUUGAUUUUGAUCACAUAUUCCCUUAUAAAUAGGCUUAUAAAUCAAUGAUAUCAUUACAUUACAUGACGAAAUUACAACAUUGAUGCAAAAAAUGAUAAUUGUAAAUUUUUAAUUACAUUUAUUUUUUAUUUGGCAAAUUUUGAAUUGUCAAAGGAUGAGACAGUAUUCCAUAAAUGGAGUAAAGUAAAAUGGCAUAGAGAUUUCAAGAAAAUUUGAGCAUUAAAAUAUAGUAGUUUUAUUAUAUUUUCUUUUGAAAAGCAAUAGUUAUUUGUAAAAAUGGGAAUUAGCAAAGUCUGUUUAAUUAAAUAAAGAU